Molecule: messenger RNA, 2301 nt
Organism: Cucurbita maxima (winter squash)
Lineage: Eukaryota; Viridiplantae; Streptophyta; Magnoliopsida; Cucurbitales; Cucurbitaceae
Product: protein REDUCED WALL ACETYLATION 3-like
Exons: 17
Coding region: 143-1765 (540 amino acids)
Biological process (GO): plant-type secondary cell wall biogenesis; xyloglucan metabolic process; xylan biosynthetic process
Cellular component (GO): Golgi apparatus
Molecular function (GO): acetyltransferase activity
Source: RefSeq, a predicted model, not a curated record
GCUUCGAUCUCUUCUUCGCUUUAAUCUGUCUGUGUUGGAUCCUUAUGAUCUAUCUCUCUUGCAUUAUAUCUGAUGUUUAGAGACUGACGUUUAAACAAACUCGAUUCUUCAUUUCGUCUCAGUUUUUUUUUUUUCAGGAUUGAUGAUGGAGGCUUCUGUUAUUACUCCUGGACAGAUAUCGUUCCUUCUUGGAGUGUCUCCCAUCAUUGUUUCGUGGAUAUACUCAGAAUUCCUUGAAUAUAGGAAAUCCUCAGCUCUUUCUAAAGCUCAUUCAGACAUCAAUCUAGCUGACUUGGGAGGUGAGACAGUAAGAGAAGAUGAUCAAGCCGUUCUAUUGGAAGGAGGUCUGGCUAGAACAGCAUCUGCAAAGAUACAUAAUUCAUCCAUCACAACAAAUUUGAUAAGGUUUUUUACACUGGAUGACACUUUCUUGCUAGAAAAUCGAGCUACCUUGAGAGCAAUGUCUGAAUUUGGAGUGAUUCUUUUGUAUUUCUUCAUAUGCGACCGUACGUCUAUCCUGGCAGAAUCGAAGAAGAAUUACAGCCGUGACCUCUUUCUCUUUCUCUACAUUCUACUCAUCAUUGUUUCAGCAACAACAUCAUUAAAAAAGCACAGCGACAAGUCAGCAUUUUCUGGGAAAUCUAUUCUUUACCUUAAUCGCCAUCAGACAGAAGAGUGGAAAGGAUGGAUGCAGGUUCUUUUCUUAAUGUACCAUUAUUUUGCUGCUGCAGAGAUAUACAAUGCAAUACGCAUUUUUAUUGCUGCAUAUGUUUGGAUGACCGGAUUUGGAAAUUUUUCGUAUUAUUACAUCAGAAAGGAUUUUAGUGUUGCUCGCUUUGCUCAGAUGAUGUGGCGGCUAAAUUUCUUUGUUAUCUUUUGCUGUAUCGUUCUCAACAAUGAUUAUAUGCUGUACUACAUCUGUCCAAUGCAUACACUUUUCACUCUCAUGGUUUAUGGAGCUCUCGGUAUUUGUAAUAAGUAUAACGAGAAAAGAUCAGUGAUAGCAGUGAAGAUUCUUGCUUGCUUUCUUGUGGUAAUUCUCAUUUGGGAAGUUCCUGGUGUUUUCGAUGCAUUUUGGAGUCCUUUGACAAUCCUUUUAGGUUAUACUGAUCCUGCAAAACCUCAACUCCCUAAAUUGCAUGAAUGGCAUUUCAGAUCUGGACUCGACCGAUAUAUUUGGAUUAUCGGAAUGAUCUAUGCCUAUUUUCAUCCCAAUGUUGAGAAAUGGAUGGAGAAGCUAGAGGAAGCUGAUACCAAGAAGAGAAUCUCUAUAAAAGCGUGCAUAGUUACAGUUGCCCUGUCCGUUGGUUAUAUGUGGUAUGAGUGGAUAUAUAAGCUGGACAAAAUUACAUAUAACAAGUAUCAUCCUUACACAUCAUGGAUUCCUAUAACUGUUUAUAUUUGCCUGCGGAAUUUUACCCAGCAGAUCCGAAACUACUCUUUGACGCUCUUGGCGUGGCUUGGCAAGAUUACCCUUGAAACUUACAUUUCACAGUUUCAUAUAUGGCUGAGAUCAAAUGUACCCAAUGGACAGCCUAAGUGGCUUCUUUCUAUCAUUCCAGAAUAUCCUAUGCUCAAUUUCAUGCUCACUACAGCAGUCUAUGUAUUUCUCUCUCUUCGGAUAUUUGAAUUAACAAACACACUUAAGGCGGCCUUUAUUCCCACAAAAGACGAUCGGCGUCUACUGCAUAAUUUACUUGCCGCUGGUGCAAUUGGUUUAUGUUUAUACAGCAUCUCAUUGAUUUUCUUCGGUUUCUUCAUUUGACGAUAUUAUUGUGAAUGCAAAGAGCCAUUUCUACAUUGUUUAUUUCCAGUUUGAAAUGUGCAAAAGUGAAAGGAGAUGAAAUUUUUUGGUUGUAUAUCCAACUCGUUCGAUAGGCUUCCUUCAGCUGUCCUUUUCCUCUUUGAAGCUUCAAAGACGAGUCUGUAGGAAACAUAGCAAAAGUUCUUUUCUGCUUUCAAAUUUCAACUCCCCCCACAAAAGAAGAGAAGUAUUGCCGAUUUUGGUGAAGUUGCCUUGGCCUUUGAUGUAUUAUAAUUAUUCAAAAUUGAAGUUCUGCCGAAAUUAUUGAUAUGUUCGUCAUUAUCAUAAAUUCUUCUUAGUAGUUUGCCCCAUUUUUUGUCUAUGAAACACAACAUUUUCCCUACUUUUGCGUUCUUGCAAUCUUCACCAAUGAGAAAAGGUAAGAACUUGGAAAACUUUAGAGAAAAAUAGAACAGAGGUUCUUAUUUCAUGUGGUUUUUGCAGACUUUUUUGUACACUUUUUAGUCCCUUUGUUGUGGCAAUUUUGUAUUUGGAAA